Molecule: messenger RNA, 987 nt
Organism: Blepharisma stoltei
Lineage: Eukaryota; Ciliophora; Heterotrichea; Heterotrichida; Blepharismidae
Source: the annotation of a GenBank genome assembly
AUGCCAACUCCUUUAAGAACCACACAUAGAGAUUGGGCAAACCCCCACCCCAAUCUCAAAGAGCCAACUGAAAUUUUAAUAAAAACCUCCUAUGGGCCUAUAGGCAGAUGUGUUGAAGACUUGGUCUUGGUCUUAAAAUCAUGAUGGGAUAAAAAUUUUUGGAAAUACGAUGCAUAUGUAAUCCCCAAGCCUUUUAAUACAAAAUCAUAUGAAAAAAUGUCUAAUAAAAAACUCCGAAUUGCCUAUUUUGAUGAUAAUCAAGUUUUCCCUUGUGCUGAAGUUGUUAAAUCAGUAAUAAGAGAAACAGUAAACAAGCUGAAAAAUGAUGGCCAUGAGCUCGUAGAAAUGAAUACAGAUUUCUUUGCGCAUGCAUUUGAGUAUGCAUCUAGACUGUUUUUUGGUAUUGACCCUAGCAUAAUUGUGGAUGAGCUACAAGGAGAAAGCCCUACAUUCCCAUUCAAGCCUCAAUAUAUCAGCUCAGAAUGCUCAAUUUCAUCUAUGUUUGAGCCAGCAGCUCUUUCUAUGUCAGGAUAUCAUCAGCUUGCAGAAGCACUUAACGCACCAAGAAUUUACACCUUAAAAGAAUUUUGUGUAUUUGCUGAACAAGUAUGUCUUUUUAAAUCAGAAUUUACAGACUAUUGGAACCAAAUGGGAUUUGACUGUGUAAUUUGUCCUGUAUGGCCACUGGUAGCCCCACAGCAUAACAAAACUGAGUAUUUAUUCCCUGCAUUUUCUUAUUUAUAUUUUUGGAAUAUCAUGAGUUUUCCAGCAGGAGUUGUGCCUGUACGCAAGGUCAAAAAAGGCGAAGAUAUCUAUAACGCAACAUUAAAUGAUGGUUCAGCUAAAAUCGCAAAAGAAAUUAUGAAGGAUAGCGUUGGGCUGCCAGUAGCUAUACAAGUAGCAGGCUUUCCUAACUCUGACGAAAAAGUAUUAGGCGUGAUGAAGCUUCUCGAGAAUUACUACGAUUUCCACGAAUAUCCUUUAUAA